Messenger RNA from Triplophysa rosa, 1753 nucleotides. RefSeq names its product histone H1-like. Gene Ontology annotation, cellular component: nucleosome. Gene Ontology annotation, biological process: nucleosome assembly. Bases 570 to 1205 code for a protein of 211 amino acids. The transcript has a single exon. Lineage: Eukaryota; Metazoa; Chordata; Actinopteri; Cypriniformes; Nemacheilidae. Gene Ontology annotation, molecular function: structural constituent of chromatin; DNA binding. The record is from RefSeq and is a predicted model, not a curated record.
AACACAUUUACACAUCAAUAAAACAAACAGCGUUGUGACAUUCACACAAAGACCUCGAGAGUGUUCGUGUGUUUCAAUCUGGUCAAACAACUUCUGUAAGCAACACUUUACAAGUCCCUGAAAGACAUUAAUUUAACUCAAAUCAUUUAUUACAUGUAAGUUAAAUAUUCAGAAAACGCGCUUAAUGUUUCAUCAAUGUUUACACAUAUAAAUCACAUGAAAUUCAUGCGCGACUUUUCUCCAGAGAUCGAUGCUGGUCGUGUUUUUAAUCUAACAGUGAAACAAUAAACUCUUUACUGUCGUGUAGUUUAGUCUCUGAAUAAAGCUCUGGAUCUCUGCUCUGUGUUCACGCUGUUUUUAAUCCGUCAAAUUAAUUUAAAACUCUGAUUUUUACUCGAAAUGUCACAGGAGAAAACACAAGAGUUUGCUGCUCACAGAGGCGCGCAGGCACUGACAGGUCGGGUUGAGUCUAUAUGGUUCUCAUGUCGUGUUUAAGAGCGCAGCGCCGCUCAGUCCUCGCGCAUUACUGAUCAACUAUAGUGUGUGACAGCACACAUCUCACGAGAGAAAUGGCAGAAACCGCUCCAGCUCCAGCAGCCCCGCCGGCGAAAGCGCCCAAGAAGAAGUCUGCAGCCAAACCCAAGAGAGCGGGUCCAGGCGUGAGUGAACUCAUCGUUAAAGUCGUGUCGGCGUCCAAGGAGAGAAGCGGUGUGUCUCUGGCCGCCCUGAAGAAAGCUCUCGCCGCCGGCGGAUACGAUGUGGAGAAGAACAACUCCCGCGUCAAGCUCGCCAUCAAGAGUCUCGUGACUAAAGGCACACUGGUCCAGACUAAAGGCACCGGUGCUUCCGGUUCAUUCAAGCUGAACAAGAAACAAACCGAGACCAAGAAACCUGCAAAGACAGCGGCACCUAAAGCGAAGAAGCCUGCAGUGAAGAAGACCGCAGUGAAGAAGCCCGCAGCUGCCAAGAAGCCCAAGACUGCAGCAGCAAAGAAGACCGCCGCUAAAAAGUCUCCGAAAAAGGCGAAGAAACCAGUCGCCGCAAAACCAGCAGCUAAGAAAGCAGCGAAGAGCCCCAAGAAGGCGAAGAAGCCCGCAUCACCGAAGAAAACCGCCAAGAGCCCGAAGAAAACCAAGGCUGCCAAACCCAAAACUGUAAAGCCUAAAGCAGCUAAGCCUAAAAGGGCCGCUCCAAAAAAGAAGUAAAUGUUUCACUGAAGGUGUUGAUUUUAACCAAAGGCUCUUUUAAGAGCCACCCACCGCCUCAUAAAGAGCGACUUCACAAUGUUUGUGUCAACUGAUUCUGCUUAUGGAUUUGAUCAUUAGAGUCGGUUGUGGUGUCGAGCGGUCAUAACUAAGCAGUUAAGUUGAAAGUCACGCAUUCAUGUAAGUUUUUUGUUUGUUUUCAAGUAGAAUGUAAAAAGCAGUUUAAUUGUGUGUAAUUGUUUACACAUACCGGACUUAAAGAUGAAUUAUAGUAACAGCUCUAGCGCUGUGUUUUCAUUUAGGAGACAUUUCUUUAAGUUUCCUCCCUAUUUCGAAACUGUUUUGCGCUACACAGCAUCUGUGAGGCGGGGAGAAAGAGGGGGUUGGGCUUUGCGUUUGGAGGGAACUUGACUGAUUGGUUUAACAGUUUAUCGGACUCCAACCAAUAGUCGACUGACAGACGGGUUUAAAGAUUGAGAACUGCAGCUCGUAAGAUUCAUCUGUCAUUCUCAGAGAUCAAGCAGACGAUCGCAGCAGAAGAAAAUGAG